Messenger RNA from Planococcus citri (citrus mealybug), 5957 nucleotides. RefSeq names its product no mechanoreceptor potential C (gene nompC). The transcript is spliced from 28 exons. The record is from RefSeq and is a predicted model, not a curated record. The coding region runs from base 663 to 5783 and encodes 1706 amino acids. Gene Ontology annotation, biological process: calcium ion transmembrane transport. Gene Ontology annotation, molecular function: protein binding; calcium channel activity. Gene Ontology annotation, cellular component: membrane. NCBI's taxonomy places the organism in Eukaryota, Metazoa, Arthropoda, Insecta, Hemiptera, Pseudococcidae.
CACAAGACCGUGUAUUAAUCUUGGUAAAAUCGUAUAGCAUGCAAGAAAAGCGAAACCGGCACGUGAAAAUAGAAUUAAGGGGGAGAAGCCAUUUCACCCCGAAGGCGAGGCAGGUGUAACACGAAGGACAAGAAAGUUCCCUUCUGUAGGGACUGUUAUAUCUGAAGUAAUAUAUCUCUAAGCAUGCAACCUUUUCUCGGACUAGUUAAAAUUUCUAUUGGCCGUUGUUCUAUAUUUUUUUCAACAUGCAAAUUCCGAAAGUUACCCCUAUUUUUGUAAUGGGGAUGAAGAAUCAAUGUGCCAGUUACGAAUCAACCCUUGAAAAAGAUUCCACAUUUUUAUUCGGAUGUUAAUGGCGUUGUGUUUUGUUUUUAAAUUGGUUUAUGCAUAAAACAUUUUUCGUUUUCAUAUUUAAAUGGCCGUGUUUAUAUUUUCAUUUUUAUGCUGCGAAGUGUAGAAAUGACUGUUAUGUCGGUUUACGCGUUUUUCCCCAUAUUUUCGAUGGAUUUUCAACGAAUUUACCGCCGCUGAAAACAAGUUGCCGGCUUUGAUAUGAAGAAUCGUCAUUGCAAAAGAUAAAGAAAAAAACAACCUCGACAAUUAUUCGUAAACAGCUCUCUAUCAUGUAAUCGGCAAACCGACUCGAAUAAAAAAUAAUAUAAAUGAAGAAGAUGUCGACAGGAGGAGGUAAAAAGCCAUCGAAUCCUAAACAACCACCGGAAGAUAAAUCAGCUGCUGGAAGUGGACCUGCGAAAGAUGAGAACUAUUCGACAGAGAAACGUGACUCGAUCAAAGGAGAUCAACUACCUGGUAUUAGUUCGAAACCGAGCAGUGCUGGAUCUUCGAAUCGAGAUGCUGCUCAGAGGAUUCUGCAGCUGUGCCAGAAAGGUGAAUGGCCUCCGGCUGAGCAGGCCAUUAAGAAUUUGGAAAAAGUUAUCGCGUCCGGGGGUGAAGAUGCGGGAUCGAUGCCUUUGGCUGGAGUCUCUGAUGUGACUACUGGAAUGACACCAUUGAUGUUAGCGGUAAAGGAAAAUCGAUCUUCGUUGAUUGAUCGGCUCAUCGAUCUUGGAUGCGAUGUAUCUGCGAGGAAUUUUGAAAAUUGUAAUGUUUUGCAUAUCGCUGCCAUGUAUUCUAGAGAAGACGUGGUAAAAAUGUUAAUCGCCAAGAAAGGUGUCGAUGUCGGCGCACCUGGUGGUCCAAAACUGCAGUCUGCUGUUCAUCUGGUGGCGAGUAGACAAACAGGCACGGCUACGAGUAUUCUCAGGGUAUUACUCAAUAUUGGCGGAAAAGAGAUUCGAUUGAAGCCUGAUGGCACUGGCAGAAUUCCCUUAUUGCUGGCCGUGGAGGCCGGAAAUCAGUCCAUGUGUCGAGAGUUACUAUCAGUGCUGCCAACAGAACAACUGAAAUGUGCCACCGAUACAGGAGAUACCGCUUUGCAUUUAGCUGCUCGACGUAGAGAUCUAGAUAUGGUCAAGAUAUUGGUAGAUUAUGGAGCGAAUGUUGAUUCUCAGAAUGGUGAAGGUCAAACCCCAUUGCAUAUAGCUUCCGCUGAAGGAGACGAUCUGCUUGUUAAAUAUUUUUACAGUGUACGUGCCAGUGCUUCCAUUACCGACAAUCAAGACCGGACUCCGAUGCAUUUAGCUGCUGAGAAUGGCCACGCAACCAUAAUCGAGCUUCUAGCUGAUAAAUUUAGGGCUUCCAUUUUUGAAAGGACAAAAGAUGGCAGUACUUUGAUGCAUAUCGCCUCCCUGAAUGGGCAUGCUGAUUGCGCAAUGAUGCUGUUCAAAAAAGGAGUCUACUUGCAUAUGCCAAAUAAGGGUGGUGCUCGUAGUAUCCAUACUGCUGCUCGAUACGGUCACGUAGGAAUCAUAAACACACUUUUACAAAAAGGAGAAAAAGUAGACGUGACGACGAACGAUAACUAUACGCCUUUGCAUAUCGCUGUCGAAUCCGGUAAACCAGCUGUGGUUGAAACGUUACUAGGUUUCGGAGCCGAUGUACACGUUCGAGGUGGAAAAAUGAAAGAAACUCCUUUACAUAUCGCUGCCAGAGUGAAAGACGGAGAUAGAUGCGCGCUCAUGUUGUUAAAAUCUGGAGCUGCUCCUAAUUUGGCUACAGACGAUGGCGAGACUCCGGUUCAUGUGGCUGCGAAACAUGGCAAUUUGCAGACGUUGUCUUUACUCUUGGAUGAUGGCGGAGAUCCUUUGUUCACUAAUAAGAGAGGAGAAACGCCGCUUCAUCUGGCUUGUCAAAGUCGUCGAAACGAAGUAGUUCGUCAACUGAUCGAAUUCGUAAAAGCUCGAGACGGUGUAGACGUGGCCACCUCUUAUGUAAAUGGUGUAAACGAAGAUGGCGCUUCGUCCCUCCACUAUGCAGCCGAAGAAGUCAACACUGAAGCCACUGCUCUCUCAGCCAAUCGUGAUGUAGUGAAACUAUUGCUAGAAAAUGGAAUCGAUGUGACUUUGGCUAAAAAAGCUACCCACGAAACAGCCUUUCAUUUCUGCGCGGAUGUUGGCAAUAAUGACGUAUUAUGCACAACUCUCGAAUUCAUGAGCACCGCAGAUGUGCAGAAAGCGAUGAAUAAGCAGACUACCAUCGGAUGGACUCCGUUAUUGAUCGCGUGCCACCGAGGUCACAUGGAAUUGGUCAAUACGAUGUUGAAUAAUCACGCCAGAGUGGACGUUUUCGAUUUAGAAGGUCGUUCCGCUUUGCAUUUGGCUGCAGAUCGAGGAUAUCUACAGGUAUGCGACGCAUUACUCACCCACAAAGCAUUUAUCAACAGUAAAACAAGAGUUGGCAGGACUGCGUUGCAUUUGGCGGCAAUGAACGGAUUCGCCGACUUGUGCAGAUUUCUCGUCCACGACCACAACGCCGUUAUCGACAUCCUAACCCUACGAAAACAGACACCUCUGCAUUUAGCCGCAGCCGCCGGCCAACUGGAAGUUUGCACGCUGCUUCUAGAACUCGGUGCCAGUAUCGACGCAACAGAUGACCAAGGUCAGAAACCUAUCCACGUCGCAGCUCAAAAUAACUACCCGGAGGUGGUGAAGUUAUUCCUACAACAGCAUCCUUCUCUCGUAAUGGCCUGUACAAAAGGAGGUAAUACCUGCGCCCACAUCGCAGCCAUGCAAGGAUCCGUUCGUGUGAUCGAAGAAUUAAUGAAAUUUGACCGAACUGGUGUUAUUUCCACGCGAAACAGGAUAACCGAAGCUACUCCUUUGCAAUUAGCAGCCGAAGGAGGGCACGCUGAAGUUGUCAAAGUGUUGGUUCGAGCUGGAGCAUCGUGUACCGAAGAAAACAAGGCUGGUUUCACUGCUGUGCAUUUAGCUGCUCAAAACGGUCACCUGCCUGUAUUGGAAGUGCUCAGAUCGACUCAGUCGUUGAGAUUAUCGAGUAAAAAACUAGGUUUAACUGCCCUUCAUGUUGCCGCAUUUUAUGGACAAACAGAAACCGUUCGAGAAUUAUUAUCUCACAUCCCAGCCACGGUUAAAUCCGAUGCCCCGACCGGUAUAAGUAUACUGGGCGAAUUAGGCACCGAAUCCGGAAUGACUCCUUUGCAUUUAGCCGCAUACAGUGGUAACGAAAACGUAGUCAGGUUACUGCUGAACUCUGUCGGAGUACAAGUCGAAGCUGUAACCAAUGAAAAUAGCUAUAAUCCGCUUCAUCUGGCGUGUUUCGGAGGACACGUGGCUUCGGUGAGUUUAUUACUCUCGAGAGCUGCAGACCUGCUUCAUAGUUCCGAUCGAGGAGGCAGAACAUGCCUGCAUAUUGCUUCAACUCACGGACAUUAUCAAAUGGUCGAGGUUCUUUUGGGACAAGGUGCUGAGAUAAAUGAAACUGAUAAAAAUGGCUGGACUGCUCUUCAUUGUGCUGCCAGAGCUGGUUAUUUGGAUGUGGUGAAACUGCUUGUCGAAUCUGGAGCUUCUCCGAAAUCUGAGACUAAUUAUGGUUCAGCUCCUAUCUGGUUUGCUGCUCAAGAAGGCCAUAACGAUGUUUUGGAAUAUUUACUCACCAGAGAACACGAUACGUAUAGUUUAAUGGAAGAUCGAAGAUUCGUUUACAAUUUAAUGGUCUGUAGCAAAAAUCAUAAUAACAAACCUAUCGAAGAAUUCAUUCUGGUGUCUCCUGCUCCGGUGGAUACGGCUGCCAAACUUUCGAGUAUUUACGUGAAUAUGUCCAAUAAAGAAAAAGAGCGCGCUAAAGACCUGAUCGCAGCUGGAAAACAAUGCGAAAGUAUGGGCACAGAACUGUUGGCAUUAGCAGCCGGUUCAGAUUCGGCUGGAAAAAUUCUCACAGCAACGGAUCGACGAAACAUCGAAUUUCUCGAUAUUCUCAUCGAAAACGAACAAAAAGAAACGAUCGCGCAUACAGUUGUCCAACGGUAUCUUCAGGAAUUGUGGCAAGGAAGCUUAAACUGGGCAGCUUGGAAGACAAUCCUCAUGUUCCUAGCAUUUAUUUUCUGUCCACCUGUCUGGAUCUGCUUUACUUUAUCCUUAGGUCAUAAAUAUCAUCAAAUUCCUAUCAUUAAAUACAUGUCCUAUUUAACCUCCCAUUUAUAUCUAAUGUGUUUACUAAUGAUCGUCGGUAUCACUCCGAUUUAUCCUGUACAAAGACCUCACCUAACCCCUUAUUGGUACGAAUACGUGUUGCUGGUCUGGCUUUCGGGUCUUUUACUCUUCGAAUUAACCAACCCAAGUGAUAAAAGCGGUCUCGGCUGGAUCAAAGUAGCUGUUCUGCUAUUCGGCAUUUUCGGCGUUGGGUUCCAUUUACUCGGACUAGUCUACGUAGAAGCUUACAAUUGGCCCACGUUGAUGUACCUGCGCAAUCAACUAUUCGCCAUUGCUUUUUUAUUAGCCUGCGUGCAAAUUUUGGAUUUCCUCUCGUUCCAUCAUUUGUUCGGUCCUUGGGCUAUUAUCAUAGGAGAUUUGAUGAAAGACUUGGCCAGAUUUUUAGCCGUAUUGGGUAUCUUCGUGUUUGGAUUCUCGAUGCAUAUCGUAGCCCUGAAUCAACCUAACAAAACUACUUACGAAAGAGGACAAAAGAAACUGUUCUCUGAUGUCAAAAUGAAUCCAAUAACCGCCUUCGAGUUGUUGUUUUUCGCCGUCUUUGGUCAAACGACAGCUGAGAGUUUGCAAAGUGACGCCAAUAGUAAUCCUGGAUAUGUGUCCGUAUUUUUCAAAAUUGUCUACGGUGUUUACAUGUUGGUCUCGGUCGUCGUGCUUAUCAAUUUACUCAUUGCUAUGAUGAGCGAUACCUAUCAACGUAUUCAGGCUCAAUCUGACAUCGAGUGGAAAUUCGGCUUGGCCAAGUUGAUCAGAAAUAUGCACCGCACUACUACCACACCAUCGCCGUUGAAUUUGAUUACCACUUGGUUAAUGUUUUUGAUACACUUGUGCAAACAAAAAUUAAAACAACGCAAGAAGCCCAGUCUCUUGCAACUUGUCAACUUCCAUUCGAAAAAUCGUCUCAGCGCUAGAACGAAAAUGGGCGCCAGAUGGUUGGCCAAAGUGAAGAAGAAUCAAGUGAUUCCUAAAGAUUCGGUUACCGUAGGCGUAGUCCACCUAAGCCCUCUCGGGUCUCAGUUGAGCUUCGGAAACACCACUCGAAUCGAGAACGUGGCCGACUGGGAAUCGAUAGCCAAGAAAUACCGAGCUUUGAUGGGAGACGUGGAUGAAAACAAGACUCGAGAUACGGCCGCCGUUAGCACGGAAUCAAUUAUGAUCUCAAACGAUAGCGAAAUUGUUUUACAAAAUAACGUAAACGCUGUUAAUCCCUCCGUUUGAUGUUUGGAUUUCAAAACAACCGCGAGGUUUGUAAAAAUAAUUAAUCGGUGGCGGAUAAUGGUCGAUGGUGUAAAGCCGCGCAAAGAGUGCUUCGAUUUUUACGUGUAUUUUUAACCAUAUUUUAUUACCUAACUAUUUGUACGUAUUUUUAAUAAAUUCGAAAUAACAUUAUUA